Molecule: messenger RNA, 432 nt
Organism: Cryptomeria japonica (Japanese cedar)
Lineage: Eukaryota; Viridiplantae; Streptophyta; Pinopsida; Cupressales; Cupressaceae
Exons: 2
Coding region: 1-432 (143 amino acids)
Biological process (GO): regulation of abscisic acid biosynthetic process; response to heat
Source: RefSeq, a predicted model, not a curated record
AUGGAAAAGCCUUCAAGCCGCCAUGUUUUAAGCAGUACCCGAAUUAUCUUCAAGGCCGCCAAGGCAAAACGGCAGGGAAACACCGACACCAUUGACAAAGAGAAAGUGAGCGAAUCUGCUAAAAUUCGGUUGUCUGUUGUUUCCUAUUAUGGAAAACUUGAUGAACACAAACAUGUCAAAUAUCUGAAGAAGCUGGAAAAUUAUGUACUCACAUCUCCAUCCACCACUACGGAGAAGAAUCCACCUUCAGAAAUCUUGGUCUCCUCCACCAACCCUUCAGAAAUCUCUCCAUCUUUUUUUUCAAAGAAAUCUAAAGAGAAAAAAGAGGAGAAGGAGCACAGACAUUUGGGGAUAUUUUUUCACAGGUCUUCCCAAUCAAACGGAGAAGAAAAUCGAGGACAUGGAAAGGCUGAGAGGAAACAAAAACAUUGA